Messenger RNA from Owenia fusiformis, 2943 nucleotides. The record is from the annotation of a GenBank genome assembly. Lineage: Eukaryota; Metazoa; Annelida; Polychaeta; Sabellida; Oweniidae.
AUGGAAUUGGAGAACAUUGUUGCGAACACGGUGUACUUAAAAGCCAGAGAAGGGGGUGGAGGUAAACGCAAAGGAAAGAGCAAGAAAUGGAAGCAAAUUCUUAAGCUGCCUCAUAUUACAGUGUGCAUAGACCAGAAAAAUAAAAUUCGAGUCGGUGCAUUUGUUCGCCACCCUGAGCUAGCCGCAGCCAAAGCUAAUAGAGAUUAUGUACUGAAGCAAGUGUGUGAUGCUGUUGACACAAUAUCCGGUGUUGCCCAGGCAUCUGGACAAUCAGAGGCACAUCCUUAUGAAGGAGCUGGGGAACUGGCUGCUGCCCUUGAUGAAUUUGAUCAAAAGGUCAUCAUGGAUCCCAUGACAUAUAACGAGGUCAGAAGUCGCCCAUCUUUGGAAGAGCGUCUGGAGAGUAUAAUCAGCGGGGCAGCAUUAAUGGCCGACUCCUCUUGCACACGUGAUGAGAGACGGGAAAGAAUUGUGGCUGAAUGUAACAAUGUACGCCAAGCUCUACAGGACCUUCUGUCUGAAUACAUGCAUAAUGCUGGACGUCGCGAUCCUAGCGAUUCUCUGGACAGAGCCAUUGAGAACAUGUGCAAGAAGACACGUGAUCUACGUCGCCAGUUACGCAAGGCUGUUGUUGAUCAUGUCUCUGAUUCGUUCCUGGAGACUAAUGUUCCCCUCCUGGUGUUGAUAGAAGCAGCAAAGGCUGGCAAAGAGAGAGAAGUGGAGGAAUAUGCCGCAGUGUUCACUGAACAUGCCAACAAACUUGUAGAGGUUGCCAAUCUUGCUUGCUCCAUGUCUAACAAUGAGGAGGGAGUAAAGAUGGUUCGUAUGGCUGCAGCACAAAUAGAGAGCCUCUGCCCACAGGUAAUUAAUGCAGCCCGAAUUCUUGCUGCAAGACCAAAGUCAAAGGUUGCACAGGAAAACAUGGAUGUGUUCAAAGAGACCUGGGAGCGUCAAGUUCGUAUAUUGACAGAAGCUGUUGAUGACAUCACCACAAUUGACGACUUCCUGGCUGUAUCGGAGAGUCAUAUUCUCGAAGAUGUCAACAAAUGUGUGCUUGCACUACAAGAAGGUGAUGCAGACUCUCUCGAUCGUACAGCAGGGGCCAUCAGGGGGCGCUCCGCAAGGGUGUGUAAUGUUGUCACUGCUGAGAUGGACAAUUAUGAGCCUGGAGUUUACACUGAGAGAGUACUUGAUGCUGUCUCAAUGUUGCGUGAUCAAGUGAUGCCAAACUUUGCUGAGAAGGUAGAAGUUGCAGUGGACAGCCUCUCUUCCAGACCUCCACGUGAAGUAGAUGAGAAUGAAUUCAUCGAUGCCUCACGUCUCGUGUAUGAUGGCGUCAGGGAUAUACGUCGUGCAGUCCUCAUGAACAGAGGCCCAGAUGAGCUUGACACGGAAUCUGAGGUAGAAUAUGAGUAUGAUGACUAUGAAAACAGAAGCAUGAAUUCGAGUCAGCCAAGCACAUAUAAUAGAGUUCUUAACACAGAAGUCGACGUCACUUUGGCUUUGGAUUAUGAUCGUGAUGAUACUGCUAGCCACAUCACAGAAGAAGAGAUCAUAGGCCAAAAGAGUGAUCGUCAACUCAUGAGAGAGCUACCAGAAGAGCAACAGAUCAAAAUCAGAGCAGAGGUUGCAGACUUCUUGGAGGAAAGACGUAGGUUUGACAAGGAGGUACUCAAGUGGGACUCAACAGGAAAUGACAUCAUCGUUAUCGCAAAGCAGAUGUGUAUGAUCAUGAUGGAAAUGACAGAUUUCACAAGGGGUCGUGGACCAUUGAAGAACACGAUGGAUGUUAUUAACGCUGCCAAGAAAAUCUCAGAGGCUGGACAGAAACUUGAUAAACUAGCUAGAAACAUUGCAGAAGAUUGUCCUGAGUCUGCCUCCAAGCAAGAUCUGACUGCGUACCUACAGCGAAUUGCUCUCUACUGCCAUCAGUUGAACAUUACUAGCAAAGUAAAGGCAGAUGUACAGAACAUCAGUGGAGAACUCAUUGUAUCAGGGUUGGACAGUGCUACAUCUUUGAUCACUUCAGCCAAGAACUUGAUGAAUGCUGUGGUGUUGACUGUAAAGGCCUCCUAUGUUGCCUCAACAAAAUACCAGAAGAACAUGGGCAAGGCUUAUACAAGAGUAUCUUGGAAGAUGAAAGCCCCCGAGAAGAAACCACUCGUAAGAAGGGAAAACCCAGACGAGCUACGUGCAAAAGUACGAAAAAGUGCACAGAAAAAGAAAAUAGAACCAAUAAAGGCUCUUAGUGAAUUCCAAGAAAACUAAUGACAAUUGAAUUCCACUAAUUUUUUAACCAUCAGCAAUAUUCAGUACUAGGAAUUGUAGAAAUAGCUGGAUUAUUUCAACAUAAAUGGAGUAUGUGAACUUUAGUAAAACAUAUCAGCACAAAAUAGCAAGAUCCUGCCAAGAUGACAUUGUGGUAGGAGGGGGGGUGUUGUCAUUAAAAUGUUAUGACCCUUCCCUCCCACUAUAAGCCAUGCCGUUGCAUCACAGAUGGUGGCAUCAGUUUUUCAUUUCUCGUACAAUUUGUGCUUUUGUUGAAAAUGAUAUGGUGCAAGAUGCUUUGACAUGUUUGAGCUAUAACAUAAUAUUCCUUAUAUAUGUACAAUACAUGUAAUAUCUACUUGUCUUCCCAUUAUGUGAAUGUCACAUUAGUUCAUGUAUAUUUUUAGUGCAAGUCCAAAAUGUUUCAAUAGCUUUAUGCAUAAACAAUGUCACGUGUAAAAGAUCUGAAAGGGUUUGCCAGAUCAGUAAAAUCAGCAGGAGAUUAAAAGUGAUUAACUAUUGUUGCAAAUGCUUUAUUCAAUAGCCCUGUAAAAAUCAGGCUGUAAAUUCAGUUGAAAAUGUUGGAUUUAACCAUGACAGGUUGAGAUGUGGUAUUUAGAUGUAUAUUUGGGGGUCAUUGACAGAAACUUUGUUAAGUUACAAAUUUGUAAAUCA